AUGUUUUUCUCCCGCUGUACUACGUUCCCACUGGUCUUUAUGGCCACCGCGACCUGGGCCUUUGGCCGCGACGCCCCAAGCCCCGGUGCCCCGAUCCAAGGCUACGGCAUCUUCAUCCCGCGGUGGGAGGUCCCCUCGCCCGACGGCAGCGGCAAGACCAUCUCCGUUCGCGGCACGGUCGAGGAGGUCGCCGCGCAGAUGCUGGACAUGAAGCCGAGCUUCGACGUCGACGAGCAGUUUGGCAAGAUUGCGAUUACGCCCAUCGGGAGACGCGCCGCGUUCGGCGACGACACGAGCACGCUGUGCCACAACUUCCGCGAGGGGAACCGGUCGGCGGUGCACGUGAGCAUCGACCAGCUCAAGACGGUGCAGGGGCGUCCGCAGAACGGGGCCGGGCCGGGCAACUGUGGGCGUGUGAGCUGCCGGGACAACACGGGGAUCUGGUUCUGCAAUGAUGCCCAAAGCCCCAAGGAGCUCGGGUCCUUCAAGGACAUUGCCGACGGCGCCCAGCGCGUGUUGGACAAGUGCCAGGACAAGCUGGACGCGAACCAGGGUGAAGGCAUGACGGUCAGCGGGCAGGCAUACCACAAGGACAAUUGGAACGUCGUCGUUCGCGGCGGUGAGAGCUGCGACAAUGCCGGCAUCGAUAUCAACAGCGGAGGGCUGGGCAGGUUUUUGAGGGUAAAACGGGAUUGA
Messenger RNA from Colletotrichum spaethianum, 696 nucleotides. RefSeq lists its product as uncharacterized. Bases 1 to 696 code for a protein of 231 amino acids. The transcript has 3 exons. NCBI's taxonomy places the organism in Eukaryota, Fungi, Ascomycota, Sordariomycetes, Glomerellales, Glomerellaceae. The record is from RefSeq and is a predicted model, not a curated record.